CAAUCAAAUGAAUGAAUAAAUAAAUAUUGUAGCGAUUUUAUAAGUAGAAAUUUGGUUGUUGUUGUUUUUGUUUUUUGUUGGUUGUGUGUCAGAUGAAAUGGAUAAAAACGAAAAAUUGAAAAAAGUAUCAAUAGCAUGGAGAAAUUUACGUUAUGAAGCGAAUAGUUUGUUGUUCGGUCGUGAUCGAAAAAUUAUUCUACGAAGAUUGAAUGGUCAUCUGAAUUAUCAAAGUUUGAAUGGAUUUCUUGGUCCAAGCGGUGCGGGCAAAACAACCUUAUUGAAUUGUCUGAAUGGAACAUUACGCGGAACGGGAUUGUCAACAGACUCGGAAAUCUAUUUCGACCGUAGUGGUAACCAACAAACACCGAUAAUACGUUCGAUCGAACAACAUGUUCAGGAAACCAUUAUUGGUAAGAUGACCAUUCGACAAGUGCUUCAAUAUGCAUUCAGAUUCAAAAAUAAUCGAAAGGAUUUCUCCAAAAUGGAUCAUCACAUCGAACAAAUAUUGAAGGAAAUUCAACUGGACGAAACAAUUCUUGACAAUCAAUUCGAAAAGUGUUCUGGAGGUGAACAAAAACGUGUGGCCAUUGCUCAGGAAUUGAUGUCAUUACAACAACCGAAUUUUUUGUUUAUGGAUGAACCGACCACUGGUCUGGAUAGUAAUUCCGCUUUGCUGGUAAUGCAAUGUCUUCGUCGAUUAGCCGAUCAUAAUGAUCAUCUGACCAUUUUGGUAUCGAUACACGCACCAAGUUCAGACAUUCUCAAUCUAUUCGACCAACUUUAUAUCCUGGCCAAAGGUGGUGUUUGCAUUUAUUUUGAUUCACCUAAAAAUCUGAAAAUAAAGCUGCAUCAAAACUACCGAGAGGAAUUUCGAGAAGAUAGACCACCAAUUGAAAAUUAUUUGAAAAUAGCAUGCGAAGGAAUCGAUAAUACAGGCGUACAGAGAUUGGCAAACUUAAAUCUUGAAGAACAACGAGAAAAGUUAUCGAUAUUGAAUUUGGAAGAAAAACUGGAUCUAAUAAACACUAUACCAAAUAAUCGAAAAACAUUCAAUAUUGGAGAUUCAUUAUUAAAUCUACAUCGAAUGACAAAUUUAAUUUUUAUUAUUGAACGUGCCAAAUUGUUGAAACAUUUUUUAAUAUUUUUUUCAUUUUUCAUACUAAUCUCAUUAUCAUUCAAACAAUCAAUUGUUCGACCAAAUACCUGUUAUCGAAUCGAUGAUUAUUAUGAUGGUGAUGAAACGAAUUCAACAUGUUUUGAACAAUUACAAGAUAAACAACUUGUCGAUCAAUAUCGAUUAUAUAUUGCAAUGGGUAAUGCAAUCAGUGGUUUUGCUGUUGCAUGUUUAACCGUUUUGGAAUUUAUGCCAUUGAUUAAAAUUUUUCAUAAUGAACAUCGUAAUAAUUGGUAUAGUCUUGGUGCAUUUUAUUGGUCAUUUAUGGCUGUAAAAACUUUAGAAAUUAGCAUAAUGUCCACAUAUAUUACUGGAAUGACUUAUUUUUUUAUCGAUCAUACAUAUGUGGAUGAUAAUCAAUUGAAUUUUAAUCGUUUUGGACAUUAUCUACUUUUCAUUAUGAUUCAAUAUAUUUAUAUUGAAAGUUAUGGAUUCAUACUCAGUUCAUUAAUAUCAUAUCAAGAAAUUGUAUUAAUAUUGAAUAUUGUUAUUGUACAAACAAUACAAAUGUUUAGUGGUUUAAUGUUUAGUAUUGAAAAAAUGAAUAAACCUAUAUUGAGCUUAAUAUCAAACAUAAUGAUGUCAUCAGUAGCACAAAAUGGUUUGAUGUAUUCACUAAAUGUUUUGGAUCGAUGUGAUAUGGAAACAGAAUUAUCAUAUGCUCUUGUUGAUUAUGGUAUUGAUCAGAAUAAAAUAUAUACUGAUCUUAUCAAAAUAAUAGCAGCAACAUUGGCCAUUCGUAUUGCCACUUUCGGUGUGAUGUAUAUUCGUUUUUCAAAUCUCUACGUAAAGAUCAAUUCUAGUCGUUCCACACGAAAAAAUGAUGAACUUGUAUCAAUCGAUUACAAUGAUUCAUCGAUUGAAAUGAUGAAAAUUGAUUCAAAAGAAAUAACUCGUCAUAAAGAGGAUAAAGAAUUGGAGUUUGAAGAAUUUACACGUGGAAAAAUUAUGGUCGCAUGGCGUUCAGUUACAUUAUUUGCUUCGAAUUCCAUUUACGAAAUACGUUCUGUCGAUGAAAUCAGUGAUCGAUCAAAACUAAUACUGAGAAAUUUGAAUGGUCAAUUUCGAUUUGGAACGUUGAAUGCAUUGAUGGGUCCAUCUGGUGCUGGUAAAACUUCAUUAUUGAAAGUAUUAAAUGGCCAAAUGAAAACCAAAUUAUGUAAAGAAAGUCAAUUUUACUUGACCAAAUAUUGUCCAACUCGAGUUUGUUAUCUAACGCAAGAAGUUUCCAACCAUUUAAUACCUGGUUUGACAGCGCUACAAAGCUUAAUCUAUGCAUCAAGAUUAAAGAAUGUUCGUGAAGAAUCGAAUACAAAUCACGAAAGCAUAGCACGAAACAUUCUGAAUAAAUUGGGUAUAGCCGAUACUGCUGACACUUAUGUGCAAAGAUGUUCGGGUGGAGAACGAAAACGAUUAGCACUGGGUUUGGAAUUGACUAGUCUCCGUAUGCCAAAUUUGAUUUGCAUCGAUGAACCGACCAGUGGAUUAGAUAGUAAUUCAGCUGAAGCAUUGGUCGCUUGUCUGGCUAGACUUGCACGAAUUCACGAUCUGACCAUCAUAACAAGUAUUCAUCAACCAAACAUAGAAACGUUGAUGAUGUUUGAUCAACUUUACGUUCUGGCAUUAGGUGGUGUUUGCGUUUAUUCGGGCAAACCGUCUGAUAUUCAACAUAAUCUACCAUGUGAUUCAAAUUUUGAAGAUUUAUCACCCAUCGAACGAUUGAUUAAAUAUUCAUGCAAUAAUUACAAAGAUUUACAAGUUAAAGAUUUAUCUCGAUUAGCAGAUGAAAAAAUACUGACCGAGCAUCAAGAUGUAUUAACAGAUACUGUUUUUGUUAUUGAUGGAAUACCUACUAAUCGUAAUCGAUUUUCGUUACAAUCAUGUUGGAUAUGGAUUCUUCGUUAUAUAAUGUUUGUUCGUGGAUAUCAAUGGAUACCAAUGGCUGUAUUCAGUUAUCUUUCUAUAUAUUUAGCUAUAUUAUUAUUAUUCAUGUUUGAUAGUAAAAUGGUAAACAGUGAUGGUUGUUUUAAUCCACAAGAAGACCUUAAUAUUACUUGUAAUAGAACCAAAGAAGAUGAUGAUAAAAUUUUCGAUCUGGAAAUGUCAUUUCGUUAUAUUAUUGUUUGUCCAAAUACAUUGAUAGCUAUUUAUAUGGUACAAACAUCAUAUUUAUUUUCAAAUGAUAUUCGAUAUUUUUGGAAUGAAUUUCGUAAUGGUUGGUAUAGCACCGGUGCAUUCUAUUUUUCACGUAUAAUAAUUGAAUGGAUUCAUAUUGCAUUAACAAUGAUAAUAUUUAUCUAUAUGAUUGAUAUCUAUGAAACAAUACUACCUGGUAUUUACUGUUGGUUGUAUGUCAUCUUUUUACUGGGAAUAAUAUCCAUACAAGGUAUUGGAAAUAUAUUGGCCAUUUUAACCAAUGGAAAACUGACAAUUUUAGUUGUUUCAAUACCAUGUAUACAAACAUUGUUAGCUUUUCUUGGAAAUGUGGCAACACCGGUGAAACAAUUACAUUAUUUUUUUCAAUUUUUAUCAUUAUUUUCACCAUCAAGAUUUAUAAAUGAAAGUUUUGUAAUGUUACAAUAUGGUUUUGAUCGUUGUCGUCCGAAAGAAAUUCAAGUAAUUCUUUAUCAUUUACGUAUCGAACAUGAUGAACAUUUUUAUUUUUGUAUCAUAAUGUUGAUCAUACAAGCUAUAUUUUAUCAUCUGGUAGCAUUCCUAUUGAUUAUGAUCCGUUCGAAUCCAUUUGAAUCUCGUAAACAUCGUGCUGAAAAAAUUCUUAAACAUCAUAAAUCAAUGAAACGAUCAAAUGUUUUCAUACCUGGUCUUGGUUGUGAUAAUCAUUUUGUUAUACGCACAAUUCAAGUUUAAUUAUUUUUAUUAAGA
Dermatophagoides pteronyssinus (European house dust mite) is the source of this 4057-nucleotide messenger RNA. RefSeq lists its product as uncharacterized. Gene Ontology annotation, molecular function: ATP binding; ABC-type transporter activity; ATP hydrolysis activity. Gene Ontology annotation, biological process: transmembrane transport. The record is from RefSeq and is a predicted model, not a curated record. Lineage: Eukaryota; Metazoa; Arthropoda; Arachnida; Sarcoptiformes; Pyroglyphidae. Gene Ontology annotation, cellular component: membrane.